AUUCUUAGAAAUGAAAAAGAGAAGUUCAGACUUCGAGUGAUUGCCAUUUCCUAAAGACUUGAGUAGGUACCCAGGUACAUUCCCAAGGUACGCAAUGGCCAUUGGACAAUCCAAUUGGUUUCACAAAUUUAGCGCCGGGACCACCCAGCUACUCCACACAGUCCACCGCAACUUCAGCGCGGGCCUCAAGCUGGCCAUCACUAGGGCAACUGUGGUCUUCUUAUGCGGGUGCACAAUGUAAACAAAUGGAUCCUCCCUCUUGUUGCAUCAAUUGAUCUCUCCAUCAGACCCCUGCUUAUACAUUCUACAUCUCUCAAAUCUUCACAUUCCUGAGAGAUUGAUCCUACCACACUUCUUUUCGUGGCGGAAUUGAUUUCCAGUUGAUUAACGAUAACCUAAUUUCGAGACAUUCUGAAUCGAUCGAUCGUCGAAUUUUCCUACACACGCGCCAACGCCAAGUUCACCGACAAUUGCAGACCAGAUAGUGUCCGUCGCCUUUUUGCAACAGCAUUUGGGGAGGAUGCCUGCGGCCACAGAUGGCCCGACAGUUGCACUGUCGUUCGCCAAUAAUUUCUGGGGCAAAGAUGACGCCGGCGUCGGGCCAUUGCUCGAUCGCAUGGCCUCUGCGAAGCAGACUAGCGACGAGCUCAGAUCUUUCUACGGCGCCCGUGCCUCCAUCGAAGAUGAAUACGCCCGAAAACUCAUGUCGUUAUGUCGAAAACCUCUAGGCACACACGAGAUGGGGAGUCUGAAGGGCUCACUAGAUACCGUGCGAGGAGAAGUUGAAUCUAUGGCCAAGCAGCAUGCUAGCAUCGCAUCCCAGAUGAAGAGCGAAUUAGAAGAGCCUCUUGCUGCCUUCGCCGGUGGAAUGAAGGAAAGACGCAAGAUCAUCCAAAAUACGGUGGAGAAGCUUCUCAAGGUCAAGAUACAACAAACGAACCAGGUCAACAAAACCCGUGAUCGUUACGAGAACGAUUGUUUAAAGAUCAAGGGUUAUCUAGCCCAAGGACACAUGGUCAUGGGCCAAGAGGAGAGAAAGAAUAAGGCCAGGUUGGAAAAGACACAGAUCAGCCUUGCAACAUCCAACACCGAAUACGAAAACGCGGUCAAAGUUCUCGAAGAGACGACCGCUAGAUGGAACAGGGAGUGGAAGGCAGCUGCCGACAAGUUCCAGGACCUUGAAGAGGAGAGAUUGGAUUUUACAAAGAGCAGCUUGUGGACGUUCGCCAAUAUCGCAUCUACCGUCUGCGUUAGUGACGACGCGUCCUGCGAGAAGAUCCGAUUGUCUCUUGAAAAGAUGGAUGUCGAGAAGGAUAUAAUCCACUUCAUCAGCGAAAAGGGAACCGGCCAGGAAAUCCCAGACCCGCCUAAGUACAUCAACUUCUGUCGUGGAGACGUAGAAGAUCACCAUUCAGAAAUCUCCGAUGACGAUAAUUAUUCGGUGGCACAGUUCCCACGAAGUAUCAACCCUGCAUUCCGCACCUCUUCACCUCAACCAUCUACGUUCGAAUCACAUCACGAUCCUAAUUCGGCUCUCGCCCGAGACCUAGCACACGAACCCCCCGUGGCGGCCCCUGCACCCCUUGCUAGGGAGCCAGCCGCCAUCGCGCCACAAAAGGCCCCAGUGACUGCAUUGGCUCAGCAGGACCGCCGGCGAGGAAACGACUUACAACAAUAUCCGCGUGCUAUUAACCCCGGAUUCCGGGCUCCCUCACCCCAGCCCUCUACUUACGAGUCUCAUCAUGAUCCUAAUUCUUCGCUCGCUCGAGAUCUCCAACGCCGAGAUAGAGACCCCAAUCCCCCUGCUCCUCGAGACCUGGUGCCUCGGGAUCUAGUAGCUCGAGAUACCGCCCCUCGAGAUACCACCCCUCGAGAUAUUCCUCGAGAUAUUCCUCGGGAUAUUGCUUCUCGGGAUAUCGCUCCUCGUGACAUUACUCCGCGGGAUGUUGUUCCUCGAGAUAUCGUCCCUCGAGGCCUACAACGUAAUGAUCCUCCUCCUUCCUUCUCCCGAGAUUUACAACGCAACGAGCCCACUUCCUCAUAUUCGCGAGAUAUCCAACGUCAUGAACCCGAGUUAUCUCUUUCUAGGGAUCUACAGAGGCAAGAUCUCCAGCAGCGACAAGACUUGCAACGCGAAGAGUUGCAACGCCAGGAGUUGCAACGUCAGGACCUACAGCGCCAGGACCUGCAGCGCCAAGAUCUACAGCGUCAAGAAUUGCAACGUCAUGAUCCUAUUUCCCCAGUCACUCGAGAUCUGCCGCGCAAUGAGCCCCCACCACUCUCCAACAGAGAUCCAGUCGGGCAGACACAUAAAACCUCAGGAUCUAUCUCGGGGUCUGUUAUGACGCAAGGGGGCCGAAAGGGAAGUGCUGGAAUGCAACAGCAGCAGUAUGAUGCUUCUCAAUUCGCGCCUGUCCCUCACGACCCGUAUCCCCUGGACGGUAUGACGAUGCUUUGCCGCACAGAUGGUAUGAAUUCGGCUACGAGCUCGAAUAUCUCUGCACGGCCAUCAAGCCGCGAUGAUAAUAGCGAGUACUCGAACCCGACGUCCUUCUCUAGUCAGGAACCAGCAAGUGGCAAGGUAUCGCCCGCGAAACAGGAGCCGGAACCCGUGGUGGCGGCAUCGCCGGAAAAGCGCAUGAUGAAGAAAAAGAGCGGAUUUUUCCAGAACCACAGUCCCUUCCGCCGUAAGAGUGUCAAGGACGCACAGCAACCGGUACAAACAUCUAACAGAAACACCUGGGGUCCUGUAGCUUCCCGAACUCCCCAGGCUUCUCCAACUAAGGUCCAAACACAAGCUCAAAGUACGCCAAGUUCCCGACGCCCUGCCUUCCAGCCUCCGCAGCCGGCCCCAGAACCUCAGAGUAUAAUUCCGGAUAGAACGGAGAGGACAGCCAGCCCCGAUCCUAUCGACGCGAAUGCAAGCCUAGCGUUGAACAUAGGGCAGAACGUAUUCAAUGUUGCGAAUACCGAUAAGCGCAAUAAGGCGAGCGAUAGCGCUCCACCCGCACAAGAGGAAGAUCCCAUCGCCUUGGCCUUAGCAGAACUUAAGGGUGUUGCUGGCAACAAGCAAGCUGCAGGACGGAUCUCGGCUGAUCACUACCACGGACUUGCUACGCCUGUGCCUGAUCGAACCCAGAACAUGUCCCGUUCCGUACCUGCUCCUCGGGGAAGCAGUGAUGUGGCCGCCGCUGUAAGAGGCACUCCACCACCGUCGUAUGACCAGCAAGUCACCGCAGUGCAGCGACUGGGAGUCCCACCUCCCGCGGUUACAUCUAAGGCGAUGCAAGAAGCAUCCCGAAAGUAUGCGGAGCAGACCAGAGACAUGUUCAACGCUAAGCGCCCCGGAUCCGGAGCGUAUACUAGUGGUACACAAUCCUCCAAAUUUUCACGGCCCGGGACUAGGGGCAGUGAGAUGCCUCGCGCAACAUCACCGGCGGCUCCGCGCGCUACUUCCCCCCGACCUGGAAUGUACCAGGACACACGUCAAAGUCACCGUUCAGUAUCGCCGAACCCAUACAGUGGCAGUCAAACGCGAAACUCGCCGGCAGGUUCGCCCAGCUCGUACGGCGGCACUCGAAACUCGCCGCAGCCAGCGUCGCCGGUUUCGCCCAUGUCGUAUGGUGGUGCUCGACAGCAAGCUUCGCCACAGCCCGCCAUGUCUGUCAAGCGAGGAUCAGACCAAGGAUACUACAGACAAAACAACUCGUCGGCUAACUCGAUAAGGGCAACUUCUCCAUCUCCUUACAGAGGCGAUUAUAGCCGCCCGACUAGUAGAGCUGGCGAGAUGGCUAUGCAGCUUGCACCGGUUGGCGGAGACGGAUCCGUCUACGGAUCGAUGCGAGGACGGGGCAAUGGCAGACCGGAAACCAGUUCUAGCUCAAGGGGUAUGACGGGAGCCAUGACUUUCUACGACGGACGAGACCCUAUAGCAGAGAGCUCGAGACAGCGCAGUAAGAGUGUGGCGGAUCCGAGUCGACAAUACACGCCAGAUGGUCGAGCUAUUUUGCAUUACGCUCGAGCAUUGUACAUGUACCAGGCGGCGAUCCCCGAGGAGCUUGGCUUCGCCAAAGGCGAUGUCUUGGCCGUUCUUCGACACCAGGACGACGGAUGGUGGGAAGCUGAGAUUCACUCUGGACAAGGUGUUGGUAGGGGUGGAUUAGUGCCUAGUAAUUAUCUGCAACCAUGUUAAAACGGCUUGAAAAGGAAAGGGGUUUGAUCUUGGUUGACGGCGGUUGACGAAACAAAGGUUGAUGUGCAUACAUAUGUUAAAAGGGGAGACAUGAGCACAUAUGUACGAACAGGACGACGGGAUGGUGGAUGAUUUUUUUUUUGUUCUUCUUUUUCUUUUCUUGCUUGAUCAAGGCUGUUUGCCAUGACUUUUGCUACUUUUGCUUUAGCAAGUUUGGCUGUGCGCGUUUGGGGAUGCAUUCCGACAGUGUAAGUCAUUAUACAUUGCCUAUCCGGCAGUGUCAUUAAAGGAUUUCGGAGUUGAUAUGAAAUUGCAUUUGAUACAUAAUUGAACUUGAUAACCUUUUACGUAUGGCACCAGAGAUGAUUCCGUGAUGUUGAAUAUUGAGUUGUCGAAGUCCAAAUUAUAUUUAAACAUUACGAUAAGAUUCAUCUAUAACCCCAAUGACAAAAUUAUUUCGGCAAAUCAGUAUCGCUGCUUCCAUGUCCUUAGAGCGACGAUGACGUCGAAAGCAAUUGCGGUUGGUUGGGGUAACAGUUAGGGCGGGCGCGAUAGCGAUAGGUACAAUACUAUGG
This is a messenger RNA of Annulohypoxylon truncatum, 4767 nucleotides long. RefSeq lists its product as uncharacterized. The record is from RefSeq and is a predicted model, not a curated record. The coding region runs from base 521 to 4192 and encodes 1223 amino acids. Gene Ontology annotation, cellular component: cytoplasmic side of plasma membrane; mitotic actomyosin contractile ring, proximal layer; cell division site. Lineage: Eukaryota; Fungi; Ascomycota; Sordariomycetes; Xylariales; Hypoxylaceae. The transcript has 5 exons. Gene Ontology annotation, biological process: cytoskeleton organization. Gene Ontology annotation, molecular function: phospholipid binding; protein binding.